Neurospora tetraspora is the source of this 1544-nucleotide messenger RNA. RefSeq lists its product as uncharacterized. The record is from RefSeq and is a predicted model, not a curated record. Bases 348 to 1220 code for a protein of 290 amino acids. NCBI's taxonomy places the organism in Eukaryota, Fungi, Ascomycota, Sordariomycetes, Sordariales, Sordariaceae. The transcript is spliced from 2 exons.
UGCCAGAAUUGGGUUGGUGCUGACUAUGACUCCGGCUAUACCCAAUGAAACAAGGCGCUGGAAGAUUACAGGGCGACUCCUGAUAUAUUCAGCUUUUUACCCCUGGUGCGCGCAGACGACGUGGAUAACGCCCGUCAUACAUGUGCAACGGUGCCAGAUCCACCAGGAACGCUGCUGGGUCGACUCUGCGAGUCCGCUCAAGAGCGUGCAUCUGACCAACACCAUCCUCAUGCGAUAAAUUCGUCUACGUGCUGUUGACCGUGAAUCUCGGAGACACGGUUGUGCCGGAUCGACUACCUGCAGAAGCGUGUCCGACAAUCAUAUUACAAACCGCAAGUGGCAUCGGGAUGGAUGGUCUUCAAGUUGUGGGCCGACCGGCAGGCAAUCAACGGUCCGGAGAAGAUGCGCCCGAGGUGGUUCAUAGAUGCGACGCACCGGAAGUGGUUCCGGGGGCGGCACCUGAAGUAGUGCCUUUAAUGACCUAUGCCGAGAAGUCGCCCGUCGGCGUGGCAUCCGUACCCUACGGGUAUCACCACUCUCCUUCGCCGUCACCGGCGCCGCCCGAAAGCGAACAGUUGUUCUACCCGCCAGCGUAUCUUCAACCGGGCCAAUAUGGGGCCUCGCCGGACAUGUACGGCGGGUCGCAGAUGAGCUAUCCGCCAUCGCAGGCCGGACGUUCUAUGGGGCCCCCGAAUAAGAAAAACGAGAGAAUUUGCGGCAUCAAAAGGACCCUUUUCCUCAUUUUACUCGCCGGCGGAGGUCUACUUCUCAUGGGGAUUGCGAUAGGCGUGGGAGUGGGAGUUGGCGCUGGGACCAAGAGCGACAGCAACACUGCCGGAGCGACUGCCUCAUCAAGUACAUCACCCACAAAGACAUCAGCUACAGCAACGGCAACCUCAACCACCCCAGCAGGACCAACCAACUGCCCAGACGUGGGCGAGAGGACGUAUUUUGCGAAGAACGGCAAGAAAUUCCUCCAAACGUGUGGAAUCGAUUAUUCCGGCGACGGAGGCGCCCACGAUUUGACGAACACGAAGACGACGACCUUUGACGAGUGCAUCGAGGAAUGCUCGACGACCAACGGGUGUACGGGGGCAGGAUGGGAAGACUUUCAGGACGAUGGGCAAGACAAGUAUCGCCGAGUGUGCUGGAUGAAAAAUGACUUACAAAAGUCACACUCUGCGGAGUCGGCAUACAGCUUUGCUGCCCUGGUUGAAUAGAGAAAUGGGCUGUAUGGCACGAGCCCGAGAAGUGAAGAGAUGGACACGAGGCGCUCGGGAAUGCUCAGUCCUCACGCAAACUGUAUUUCAGCUGGGUUUGAAGUCCUCACGGCCUUAAACCAAAGUGGCUGUUUCAUCAGGAACAACCAGCUGAGGAGACACUUGGAAACAGAGUUGAUGGGAUAUCGUUGGGUGCUCAGGGUUCUGAUCGCAGGUCGCAAACGCAGAUGUUCAGCUAUGGGAGGUUCUGUUUCAGCAAAAAGUGUUGGGUAAUGGGGAAAGAAGGCAGCGUAAUGCUUGGAGGAGGAUAUACCACGAGGAAAU